Molecule: messenger RNA, 1552 nt
Organism: Lampris incognitus (smalleye Pacific opah)
Lineage: Eukaryota; Metazoa; Chordata; Actinopteri; Lampriformes; Lampridae
Gene: extl2
Product: exostosin-like glycosyltransferase 2
Exons: 4
Coding region: 139-792 (217 amino acids)
Cellular component (GO): membrane
Molecular function (GO): glycosyltransferase activity
Source: RefSeq, a predicted model, not a curated record
CAUUACCAAGCAGUGCCUCGUGUCCAGCGGAUCAUCAUAGUCUGGAACAAUGUUGGGGAGCAAACACCCCAAAAACUAUGGAACUCCCUUGGCCCACAUCCGGUUCCUGUGGUCUUUAAGGAGCAGAGUGUCAAUCGAAUGCGCAAUAGACUGCAGCCAUUCCCAGAGAUUGAUACAGAUGCUGUAUUGAUGCUGGACGAUGACACUCUGGCCAGUGUUCCUGACAUCAGUUUCGCUUUCUCUGUUUGGAAGCAAUUUCCAGAUCAGAUUGUUGGGUUUGUCCCCAGGAAACAUGUCGCCACGGCAGCAAAGGUGUACAGCUAUGGCAGCUUUGAGCUACAGGAUCCAGAAAUGGGUGGUGGUGACAAGUACUCCAUGGUGCUGAUCGGUGCUGCCUUUUUCCACCGUCGCUACCUGCAGCUCUUCCAGGACCAACCGGGAGCAGUGCACACGCUGGUGGAUGAAACCCAGAAUUGUGAUGAUAUCGCCAUGAACUUUGCCGUAGCUUUAUAUUUGGGGCAGCAGUCCAGGUUGUCCAGCACUUCCAGGUCAAAGAGCAGCACCAACAGACCCUCAGGGGUCUUUGUCAGGCCUGUUGACCUUCGAAACCUGGAGAAAGAUGCCAGCAGUGGAUACCUCGGUAUGUGGCAUCGACCUGAGCACCUGCUUCAGAGAUCUUACUGCCUGAACAGGCUGGUACAAAUUUAUGGCACCAUGCCACUCAGCUUUUCCAACUUGAUGCUCUGCCAGUUUGGCUUCCCUAGCUAUGCCAACCAUAAGAGCAGGGGCUAAGAAGCAGUCCGUUCUGGAUGGUAAGACGCUGAAUGGAAAGAUGGCAGACUCAAGUAGUAUUUGGGUAGGUCUGUAAUAUUUGGCUUAUAUCACAUCAGAGGUCUGUGUUGACUGAUGUAGAGGUUUACAGUCAAAAAGACAAUAUACUAUAUCAUGCCUAUCUUGUUGAUGUAGGAUGCAAUCUUUCUCCUUUUUUUUCCCUCCAGUUGUACCUCAUAGUAUAUCAGCUAGUCUCACCAGUACAUCAGUGGGACAAUAUGGGAAACGUCGACCUUUUGAACCAAAGCAAGGAUGGUACAAACUCUUCCACAAAUGACUAACUAUGCAUAUUGUCAACCUGAAAAGACAUCUUGUGUUUGACAAAAGAUCUUUUUGUUGUCACCGAAGCAGCUUUUCCAUUUCUAAUACAUCUUAAACCAGCAGACGUCAGUCUUACUAUAUAUGUCUUGAUGCAUGCUCAAUAAUCCGGGCAAGAAAAUCACAGAAAGUUGAAUCAGCUCACCUGGACACAACGUUUUAUCGAGAGAGAAACGUUUCACCGCUCGUCUAAGUGACUUCUUCAGUCUCGGCUGACUGCAGGUAUGCCCGCCCUUAUAAACAAUACAGUGGCGUAACGACUGAAAACGACCGGUUUCGUGUGCAAAAUUGCCGUGAGCAGAGUUUCAGUGGCAAUGUGCACUGUUCACAGAGGAUUUGGGAAUGGUUGCAAUCACAGCACUGCAAGAUGGUUUAAAAAUGAUUAAAAUAAAUACCUCAUUGU